This is a messenger RNA of Boeremia exigua, 1735 nucleotides long. Its product is annotated as transmembrane amino acid transporter protein-domain-containing protein. The record is from RefSeq and is a predicted model, not a curated record. Gene Ontology annotation, cellular component: endoplasmic reticulum. Gene Ontology annotation, molecular function: amino acid transmembrane transporter activity. The transcript has 4 exons. Bases 35 to 1693 code for a protein of 552 amino acids. Gene Ontology annotation, biological process: amino acid transmembrane transport. Lineage: Eukaryota; Fungi; Ascomycota; Dothideomycetes; Pleosporales; Didymellaceae.
CUAUUCGAACCCUCCAGACCUCGACAAUGCUAAAAUGAGCGAAUCCCGACAGCUCUUGCAUGAGCAAAACUCCGACAGCGAGGACGACCUCGCGCCGAGCCCUCGCGCAGGGCCCAGACACCUGUCACCUUCUCCCACGUCCUCACGAGCACAUUCGACAUCCCCUGCAUACCCCGACACGCGUCCAAAUGGCAACGGCUUCAAGCGCCAGUCGUCCUUUGCGCACGUGAGGCCAGAUGGCACGCCAAGGACACCCAACCGGGUCAGGUUCGACGAAGACCCGGUGCGCCGGAGUAUGAACGGUGGCACCCAGAAUCGCGAGUGGAUCGAGCUCGAGGGCGAGGACUACAUGGAAGGGCAGGGAGGCGAUGGGCGAGAGCGAGUGCAGCGCCUGCCUCUGCUUACCGGCAUCGAGGCGCCGAGUGUCACCGUCGCCUCCGACUUCGAUCCCGAGGACCAUCUCGAGAGCGCGAAACCGCGGAGUGGUAUGCGCAAUUCGUUCAUGAACAUGGCGAACAGCAUCAUCGGCGCCGGUAUCAUCGGGCAACCUUAUGCUUUCAAAAACGCGGGCCUACUCUCAGGCACUAUCCUGCUCAUCGCCCUCACCGUUGUCGUCGACUGGACUAUCCGACUGAUCGUCAUCAAUUCAAAACUCAGCGGGACAGACUCAUUCCAGGCGACAGUUCAACACUGCUUUGGAAAGUCCGGCCUGGUUGCCAUUUCGCUGGCGCAAUGGCUCUUUGCUUUCGGUGGUAUGAUGGCAUUUUGCGUCAUCGUUGGAGACACCAUCCCCCAGGUCAUGGACCACCUGUUUCCCGCUCUCGAAGACAUGCCAUUUCUGUGGCUACUCACCAAUAGAAGAGCCGUCAUGGUCCUGCUUAUCUUGGGCAUUUCGUUUCCACUGUCUCUCUACCGCGACAUUGCAAAGCUUGCCAAAGCCAGCGGUUUCGCCCUGGUCAGCAUGAUCGUCAUCAUUAUCACUGUUGUCACGCAAUCCUUCCGCGUUCCCGCCGAAUCCAAAGGCCAGCUACGCGGCUCCCUCAUAGUCAACGACGGCAUCUUCGAAGCCAUCGGCGUCAUCUCCUUCGCCUUCGUCUGCCACCACAACUCGCUCCUGAUCUACGGCUCGCUGCGCAAACCCACCAUCGACCGCUUCUCACGCGUGACCCACUACAGCACCGGCAUCUCGCUGCUCGCAUGCCUCAUCGUGGCACUCUGCGGCUACCUCACCUUCGGCGACAAGACGCUCGGCAACGUGCUCAACAACUUCCCGCAGGACAAUCUGAUGGUCAACAUCGCGCGCCUGUUCUUCGGGCUCAACAUGCUGACCACGCUGCCGCUCGAGGCCUUCGUGUGCCGCGAGGUCAUGAACGAGUACUACUUCCCCGACGAGCCGUACCACCCCAACCGCCACGUCGUGUUCACGAGCUCGCUGGUGCUGUCCGCGCUCGUGCUGUCGCUGCUGACCUGCGACCUCGGCGUGGUGUUUGAGUUGUUCGGCGCCACGAGCGCGUGUGCGCUGGCGUUUAUCCUGCCUCCGCUGUGCUUCAUCAAGCUCACCAAGAAGCGCGAUGCGCAGACGUAUCUUGCGAUGGGCGUUGUGGCGUUUGGCUGCACGGUGCUGGUUAUCAGCGUGAUUAAGACGACGGCGAAGCUGGCGUUUGGGCAGGGCGAGACGGUCAAGUGUAGUUGAUGAUGGGCUGGAUUAAAAACAUGCAUGGGGGCGUUUGGGGUU